AUGUCCGCGACGCAGCACACCUGCGUAACAAGGGUGCACCUAUUUCUUUUUCUAUCAGACACGUCUCAAUACCAAGAAUGUGGACCCGUUGGGUGCGCCAUAGUUGGUACCUUGGACAACCCUCCGUUGUACAAGUUGGGCUGCUACAAUGAGAGAAACGAGUACGUAUGUACGGCAAAUAUUACCACCAAUAACGAAACGGGUGCAUGUAUCGCAUUACAACCUGGAGGCUAUGUUUCUUUCAGAGAUGAGCAAGGUAAAAGCUGGUCUAUGCAGUUUGAGAGUCCAAAUCACGCAAUCGAGUUCUGCUCACAUGUGGUUGUGGCAAUGUACGGUGCAUCAGGUCAUGCUGAUCGGAGCAUUCUUGCAUGUGAUGUUGCCAUUGGGAAAUGUGACCGUAAUGUCUUUGCCAAUGAUGUGGUAAAGGUGCGUUAUCAAAGUUGGGUGGUUCAAUGCGAAACUGAAGGAAAAGGACUGCCUAUUCUCGGAAGUAAGUUGGACGGCAACUUGGAAGAUGAUAAACCUUGUACCUUAACUAUUCCAGCUAAUCAUAUGAGUGUUACCCCUGAAAUGAAAGGCUUUGAAGGGAUGGUUAUAGGAAUGGGGGAAGAGGGAUCCCGUGUGAUCAUUAUUCCUGCUCGAGCAAAACGUGGCAGUGGACCUUCAGUGCACAUGUGUUUUUACACUCAUUUGAUAAAGAAAAAAAAUAUUCCAUGUGUGGCACAAAGUUGUAGCUCUCUUGCAAUACCCUUAGAGAAACAUUCGUCUCAUCAGUUAAAGGGUGAAUCCAAAUUGCUAUUAUCAAAUACCCAAGAUUAUGCGAUUGGACGCCCAAACACUCCACCACCAGGCUUCAAUAUGGAACAGUUAAUGAUUAUUGAUCGAAUGCGUGACCAGGUCCAGGUGCUUUUUCAACAGUUACAGGAGGCUCGACGACAGCUGGAUGUCUUGUCGAAUGACGUAAGGGCAUUUAAUCGAAAAUCCGAACCUCAGAGUUUAGCAAGUGCGCAGUUGGAAUACUCUAUCCAAAAGCUUUUGGCCGAUACAGAAGAAGGGAAGGAAUUACUCUCUCAAAAAGAUUUAACACUGAAACAAAUGGAGGAGAAAAAUAAGGAAUUGCGGAAUAAACUUGACAAGUUUAGUAAAACCGCUAAUUUACUUGCAGAAGAAAAGAAAAGUACUAUUACUUCUUUUAACGAGGAAAAGUUAGAUAUGGAUCGAAGAAUAGCCCAAAGACAGGCACAGUUAACACGUUUGCAGUCUGAGCGAGAGGAUGUCGCCCGCCAUCUUUCAACAGUGAAGCGGCUUCUUCAAGUUGCUGAUCAGGACAUCAAAACUGAAAAACAAAAUCUUCAAAUGGCAAUGGUUGCAUUUCAAACCAAUGAGUCGAAGCUUUUAGCUGUUGAGGAAACAUAUGCAGAGGAACAAGCCAGGCGAAAACUUCUCGAGACAAAGGCCAUUGCUCUUGGGGAUCAGCUUCGCUUUCUAUUGGAGGAAUGCCGUGCGAAAGAAGGGCAGAUGGAGGAGCAGAGGAAAAAAAUUGAAAGUGAAAAGAUACGUUACAUGCAAUUAAUUGAGGAUGAACGCAGUAAAGCGGCUGAAGAUAUGCGUGAGUUACGACAGGAAUUUAUUGAUGAAUUGGCUGCACGUGACAGACGCUAUCAAGAAGAACGCCAAAUCGUUGCACAUGAAUCUUUUGAUAGGGGCCGCUUUCAAGGCAUAGAGGACGGGCAGACUGAGACAUUGCUUGAGGCGGAUGCAGCUACACAGCACUGUGCUCUUGCUGCCCAGCGCCACAAAGCUGAAGUGAAGGCAAUACGCAUUCGUUUAAGGAGCACAAAGGAAGAGAAUGAAGCUGACAUUUGUCGAUUGACCUCUCAAGCUUCAACACUUUGCGCGGCACUUGCCAAUCUCGUAGGAGAAACUUCACAGAUGGAAGCUGAGCUUGACUCUUUAAAGAGUGCAAAGGUGUCUGUUGAAGAUGAUACGUUUCAAGAACUUAAGGACGCAAUCGGACAACUAUCUCUUCCUGUGGGAAGGCAGGAUCUUCUUGCAGUGUUACACUCCUUGCGAGUCAAGAAGGAUGUUAGCUAUGCCUUCGAGGUGCAAAGAGAAGAAGAGCGCCAAAUACUUCUUAAGGAAGAAGAGAAAGAGGUUAAUGAGUGGGUUUCUGGAGUGGUGGACGGAAUUUUUGUGCCGUUUCCUCGCAUGCGUGCGCCGUAUGCGACUGAGCCACCGGUUCCGUAUGUGCCUGAUGUUCCUUUCUUGGAGGAAACGGAACCAUCCGAAGAAAUUGUUGAUUCACAACUUCAAGAUGAACUUUAUCAACGGGAGGCUGUACUCCAGUUUAAUCCAGAUGAGAUGAAUCGUCGUUAUCAAGAGCUGUUGUCGGAGUUGACUUGUAUGAAUCCCGCUCUUGACUUGACCACUCAAAAGAAUUCACUGAAAUCACAGGAUGAUGCCUCGACAGCAAACGGCUUGCCAUCGACAGAAGUGAAAGAGGUCGUUCCGGAGGAUACUGGCAAACCAACAUCUACAGAGUGGACGAAAAACUUCCCAAAAUCACAGCAGAAAGAAGUUUUAAAGGAGGGGUUUUCACUACAGCAAUUUUCGCCCCAAGGUCGGAUGCAGGCGUUUCAGUUAACUCAACAGGAAGAAAAUGAUUGCGAGUCCUUUGUAAAGCCUGAUCUCGCACCAGAGAAAGAACACGCACUGUCACGUAUUGUUUCUGCUGGAGGUGGUUUGCCUGAGAUAGAUGUGGCGGAAGAUGAGGGUACAUCUCUCGCCGUGCCCCCUGAGACAUCCAUAUUAGAUCAACGGCACAAAGGCUCUGACGAAGACAUCGCACCUCCGCAAAAUCGGAAGUUGUCUUCUCCAGUUGGAAGACCUACCUUCAGUCACUCAGAUUCUGACUCCAAUCCUCCGGUUGCUUCCAGAGGGUCUACCAUGCCCAGGUCAAGAAAAUUGGUUCCUCCAAAGAGUUCUUUGUUUGAUGAUAGUGAUUCGUCAUAA
Molecule: messenger RNA, 3012 nt
Organism: Trypanosoma rangeli
Lineage: Eukaryota; Euglenozoa; Kinetoplastea; Trypanosomatida; Trypanosomatidae
Exons: 1
Coding region: 1-3012 (1003 amino acids)
Source: RefSeq, a predicted model, not a curated record